Molecule: messenger RNA, 636 nt
Organism: Trypanosoma theileri
Lineage: Eukaryota; Euglenozoa; Kinetoplastea; Trypanosomatida; Trypanosomatidae
Product: vacuolar protein sorting-associated protein 13 family protein
Exons: 1
Source: RefSeq, a predicted model, not a curated record
AUGGAAAGGGAUAUUUUUACUUGGUCAGAUCCAGUAAAACUCGUUACUCUCUCUAGUUCAAAUGUUCCUAUUGCGAUGAAACAUUAUGUACAGGAAAGAACUACAAACAGUGAUGGAUCAUCAUUAUCUUCUGUACUUUUAAAAAUGGGAGUAGCUGUAUUUACAAGUAUGCGUAUUCCACUACGAACACUUGAUAAACCGAUUCGUGAAGAUUUUGCUUGUCUUUCUAUUACCCCAUGGAGACAAAAUGGUCAAUUUAUAGUGGAUUUUGAUUUAAAUAGCAAUAUACCAGUAGUGGUAGAAAAUCGAACGAAACGUUCACUACAAUAUGAACAAAUUUAUAAAUCUUCAUUGGAUUCAAAACGGAUAUUUCAUUCAUAUAUUGUUGAACCCUUUACAGAUGGUGUCACUUGUUUUGAAGGAGAAGAUGCUACUCCUAUGAUUCGUCUCACAUUAUUUGGAGGAAAUGAAUCUUCUCAAAGUUGUAUUAUUGAUCUUGUGAAGGAUGCAUCUAAACGUGAAGCUGUAAAGGUUUCAAAAGAUAUGUUUGUUCUUUGUACAUAUGAUUAUAAUCUUCAACGUUAUUAUAUUUCGGUAACUACAGAUCGAUCACUUGAGAGUACACUUUUAUUUCAA